This is a messenger RNA of Trachemys scripta elegans, 991 nucleotides long. RefSeq names its product chromosome 2 C8orf88 homolog (gene C2H8orf88). Bases 9 to 503 code for a protein of 164 amino acids. The transcript has 7 exons. Gene Ontology annotation, biological process: negative regulation of translational initiation. NCBI's taxonomy places the organism in Eukaryota, Metazoa, Chordata, Testudines, Emydidae. Gene Ontology annotation, cellular component: cytoplasm. Gene Ontology annotation, molecular function: eukaryotic initiation factor 4E binding. The record is from RefSeq and is a predicted model, not a curated record.
GCUUCAACAUGUUAAAGACAAUGGAGACUAAAAAACUGAUUGGUAAAUCCCUUCAGCCAGCAAGACCUGCACGCCACCUGUCUUCACAGCAUGCCUCAACAAUUACUUUCAACUUCCAACCUGAAUUUCCAUGCAGCACUCAAGUAUGUUUACAUAGUGAAGUUAGCUGGUGGUAUGAGGGUACUGGAAUGCAGGUCUUAAAUCAAACUGUGAUCCCUAGUCAACCACAGUGCCGGAAGUCUGAAACCAAGAAAGAAAGAAUUAAAUACAGCAGAGAUUUCCUCUUAAAGCUUUCAAGUGUUUCACUCUCUCUAAAGAAGCCGGAAUUUCUUCCUGAUCAUCCUAUUGUCCUUGAAAAAUCAAUGGAUGAGGGGUGGAGCAUGCAAGUCACUGGAUGGACACCUCUUAGCAAACAAACUGGAUCAGGACUGCAGGAUCAGGAUGGAGGAAGCUUGCUGAGGCAUUGUCCCAGAAAGAAAACCCUGCCAUCAGAGAAUUUGUGACCAGUUGUAGUGGGAAGAUUCAACCAGGAAGAGGUGAAGAAUAUUCCCCGAUCCUACAGCGAAUGGAUACUGGGGACCCUGUGCUUGCAGAAUGGAAAAUAAAUACAGAUAAAAUAUAUAAAAUGUUAUUCCCCAGACACAAGUGUGAUUUUUCAUAUCUUUGCACAAAAGGGAGUGUGAAGUCUGAUCUUUGUUAUGAGGGAGCUGGGGACCUUGUGGCAGGAGUAGCUGGAAGGCUGGCAUCAUUAAUAAGGCACCUUAUUAAAUAUCCUUAGUAAGUUGUGGUGUGUUCUCUGCAGUUCUAGUGGUGAGGUGUAUGACUCUGGAUAGAGGAGAAGAUAGUAGGUACUGUUAGGUGCCUUAACUUUUGAUACUCUUAUGGUUUUGUGUUAGGAAUGUUAUGUAUAGACCAAACUUAACUAACAGAGGGUAGUUGAUUUUGCAUAUUAAUGUAUGCAAGCAUUGUGUGUUGCAUAUAGAAUCAUAGA